UUCAUCUUUUCUUUUCUCUAACCGCUCAUAACCAAUAUUUUUGUCUCUUGUUUUUUCUCCAAACAGCUAUUCCAUAUUCUUCAUUUUUUAUAUCCUUAUAUUGGCUGUUUACUGCAAAAGAAUACAUUUGCAUAUUACGCGGCUAUACUUUGCAAUAUGAGGCCAUUCUGCAAGCUUCAAAUCCUGGUCAUGUCGGCCUGGGCCCUUGCCUCGGUUACUACUGCUGCAGAUCAGAUAUACUCUCCGCCUCGAGCGGCGGUUGAGGACACGCGCUCGCCACAGAAGGUGUGCGAACACCCGAUCUACUGCGAUGGGCCAAUCUUGAGGGCCAUUCAGCUUGGCAGCGUCUUUGACUCGGACAAGACAUUUAUCGACAUGCCCACCCGCAAGCCAGUCAGCGAUAUUGUUCACGCAUUUGGCAAACUCCCACUCAACGCGACACGGGGGCAGCUGGCAGCAUUUGUACACGACAACUUUUAUCCUGCCGGCAGCGACGUUGUUGAAGUCGAGCUGGAAGACUGGAACGACGAUCCGCCGUUCUUAAAGGGAAUUGUCGACCCCGUGCUCCGCGGCUACGGCCUGUCACUUCACAACCAGUGGAAAACUUUGGGCCGCAAGCGCGAUACUUCGUUUUUGUGUGCUGGAUGCGAAUCGUCUCUGUUGCCGGUGAACCACACUUUCAUUGCGUCGGGGAGCAAGACAACGCGCGAGUUCCACUACUGGAACACGUACUACGUCGAGCUCGGGCUGUUGCAGUCGGGCCUCUACAAGACUGCGCGAGGUGUACUGCAGAACCUGUUGGACACAAUAGCCCUGUAUGGCUUUGUGCCUUCGGGAGGUCGGAUUUACUACACCGAUAGAACUGAGCCGCCCCUGCUUGCGCUAAUGGUCAAAACGUACUUUGAGGCCACACAGGACCUUGACUUUGUCACUGCCGCGCUGCCGCUGCUCAAAAGGGAGCUUGCUUACUGGGACAAAUACCGCAGUGUCAACGUCACAUACACGCGCAACAUUACCGACGCCUCCUUGGGCAAGCGCGAUCAUAUCGAGGUAGUCACGUCCAAAACUACCACCUUUGGGCCCAACUUGUUCUCAACGGCAAUCUUUAACAGGUAUGCAUAUUUGCGCCCCGAGACAUACAGCAGUGACUAUACAAUUGCCAAGACCUCGUUCUCCGGCCCAUCUCUGUUCUCUACAGCGCUGUCGUACGGCAGUCUGUAUGCAGCGACCGAGUCGGGCACGUUCCCCAGUAUUCAGUAUGCCAACCGCUAUACUGCAACCAUCGGGCCCUCGCUUUUCUCAACUGCGCUGAACCGCCGGCAGCUGAACCUCCCCAAGGAUAAUCCAUUUGCUGCGUUUACAAAGGACCAGCUGUGCGUGCUUGGAUCGGUCAACAUCAACAGCACCAUCCCCGUCAAUCUCAACUCCAUCCUGUACCAGGCCGAGAUUAUUGUCGCCAACCUCACGUCCAUAGUCAACAGGUACGAGGUUGACGGAGAGAGUGAUAUGUACCGUAAGCGCGCUGAGGAGCGCCUUAAGACCAUGCUCGACUUGACCUACAACCCGGAUACGGGCCUGUUUGCAGACUACAACUUGGGCUUGGGCCAGCAGUCGGACGUGUGGUCGGUAAACUCGCUCUGGCCAUCUUGGGCGAUUGGAAACGCGCUACCCGCAAAUCACAAGCAAAGAGCGCUCGAGAACAUUGCGCAGCUGCAUGACAAGUUCCCUGGCGGCCUGCCUAACACUUACUACAACACAUCGCUCGGCUGGGAUUAUCCGAACAUCAAGCCUCCUUUGCAGCACAUGGCCAUCAGGAGCGCUGACGCUGCCGAGAAGAGCUUGAGCAAUGACAACAGCACUGUUUAUGCGCCUUACAAGGGCACUGCGGCCAAAAUUGCCCAGUCAACAAUUGAAACGGCGUUCUGCAACUGGUACACCACUGGAGGAUCCAUCCCUGGCGUGCUCAACUCAUAUGGUUCGAAUAGCAAGAGUUCUUCUGGAGUGAGUCUUGGGUCAUUUAUCAUUGGCCCAGACGGCAAUGCUGUUACUGCAACCAACGCUGAGUCGCAAGGCGACUUUACCUGGACCACUGGCAUCACAAUCUGGCUGCUGAACCAAUACAAGUCGCAACUUCGUAUUCCAAGCUGCCCCAACAUCAAGCUCAAUCUCGUGAACAAAGUGUGCAAGAAACGCACCCGCAGUGUGCGCCGCAGCCAUAGCCUGAAUCAGUGAGAAAAGGAUGCGGGCAACAAGCGGCAGAUAGUGUGUGGUUAACAAGGACAGGAAACAUUUCUUAUUUUAUUUUAAGUUAUUUUAAAUUAACUUUUUUCUCUGUGCCAUCUAUUCACAUAAACCGAGAUUGCCAGCGGCUGCAAAUAUGAAGGAUGCAGUCGCACAGUUUCAAUUGGCUGUUGCCGGCUAUUUCAAUUAUUAUUUUUGGGGGACCACAUUUGAAUACAUCUUGUUUUUUUAUAAUUUUAUUAAAUGGCUUCUCACAUCCAU
Messenger RNA from Kickxella alabastrina, 2502 nucleotides. Its product is annotated as Six-hairpin glycosidase-like protein. Gene Ontology annotation, biological process: trehalose catabolic process. Gene Ontology annotation, molecular function: alpha,alpha-trehalase activity. Bases 157 to 2232 code for a protein of 691 amino acids. The record is from RefSeq and is a predicted model, not a curated record. NCBI's taxonomy places the organism in Eukaryota, Fungi, Kickxellomycota, Kickxellomycetes, Kickxellales, Kickxellaceae. The transcript has a single exon.